Amphiprion ocellaris (clown anemonefish) is the source of this 4418-nucleotide messenger RNA. It is a transcript of the gene atcaya, whose product is annotated as ATCAY kinesin light chain interacting caytaxin a. The transcript is spliced from 14 exons. Gene Ontology annotation, biological process: apoptotic process. Bases 595 to 1689 code for a protein of 364 amino acids. Gene Ontology annotation, cellular component: cytoplasm. NCBI's taxonomy places the organism in Eukaryota, Metazoa, Chordata, Actinopteri, Pomacentridae. The record is from RefSeq and is a predicted model, not a curated record.
AAAACAACGGCAGGAUUAUCUGAUGGAGUGAGGGGACACCGAGGGACGGCGGCUGAAUUUAGGGACAAAUACGCUGCUUCCACGGAGGGAUUCUGGACAACAGAGAUCCAAAGAAGCCGUCGAUUCGGGAGGAAAAGAUACUCGGAAGGUUUUCAGAUCAGCAGAAGAAUUCCCGUUGAAGGAUUUUUGUGUGUUGGUGGCUGUCAGGGCUGAGAGGAGGGCUGUCGGCUCGGUCUUCACGGCCACUCUUCACCCCGACAAAGGUGGCCAGAGGCUGGGGAGAGGAGGGGGAGUCGGAACAGAGGUGGUCCCUGUCCUCAGACACCUGCUGCUGCCGGCGAGGACACUGUACCACUGUGUCCUGCAUGGGAAUUAAUGCAGGACGGAGAUUUUAAAAAGGGGGGAAAAAACAUGUUUUUCUGUUAAUGUGGAGGAUCAGGACUUUCUCCCUGCAAAUCUGUGCAUCUACAGAGAGAUUCUGAGGGGAUUUUGCGCCGCUCAUGAUCAGGACUUUCUCCCUGCAAAUCUGUGCAUCUACAGAGAGAUUCUGAGGGGAUCUCGUGCCGCUCAUGCCCCGGCUCUCUUCUCCGAGGGAUGGGCACCACAGAGGCAACUCUACGAAUGGAGAACAUGGAAGUAAAAGACGAGUGGCAGGAUGAAGACUUCCCCAGACCGCUGCCAGAGGACGGAGACAUGGAUCCUUCCUGUGGCCUCACAGACGACAGAACCUCUCCUCCUGUCUCUCUGAACGUCAGUCCGUCUGGAGGUGUCUCCUCGUCCCACCGGAAACGCCGGACGCUGGUGGCCCCAGAGAUGAACCUGUCGCUGGACCAGAGCGAAGGUUCUCUGCUGUCUGACGACUUCCUGGACACUCCGGACGACCUGGACAUCAACGUGGACGACAUGGACACUCCGGACGAGACCGACUCGCUGGAGUUCAUCACCAACGGCAACGACCUGGAGUGGGAAGACGACACUCCGGUGGCGUCGGCCAAAGCCAACCCUGCCGACGGUUCAGGUGAAGCCGGCGACGACGGAAACGGCAACAACGGACGUCUGUGGAGGAGCGUGAUCAUCGGAGAGCAGGAGCAUCGUAUCGACAUGCAGGUCAUCAGGCCUUACCUGAGGGUCAUCACACACGGAGGUUACUAUGGAGAAGGACUGAACGCCAUCAUCGUGUUUUCUGCCUGUUACCUUCCUGACAGCAGCUGUCAGGAUUAUCACUACAUCAUGGAGAACCUCUUCCUCUACGUGGUGAGCAGUCUGGAGAUGCUGGUGGCUGAAGAUUAUCUGAUCGUCUACAUGAACGGAGCGACUCCCAGGAAUAAGAUGCCGGGAAUCAGCUGGUUGAAGAAGUGCUACCAGAUGAUCGACAGAAGAUUGAGGAAGAACCUGAAGUCUCUGGUCAUCGCUCAUCCUACGUGGUUCAUCCGCACCGUUCUGGCGAUAUCGAGGCCUUUUAUCAGUGUUAAGUUCAUGAAUAAGAUCCAGUACGUCCACAGUCUGGAUGAACUGGCUGAACUGGUUCCCAUGGAGCACGUCCACGUCCCUGAGUGUGUGGUGCAGUUUGAUGAGGAGAGGAUUAAAGCCAGGAGGGAAAGGAUGGAGCAGGAGCAGCAAUCGGUCCCACAGGAACCAAUUAAAAAGCCUGAGAGGCCCAAAUCAAUGAUUGUAGAUCAAGAAUCAUGAGACAGACGGAGCUCUGGAGGAUGCAGCAGACAUGUGGAGGGUGAAAACUCUUAUUUAAAUCACUGAGAAGCCAGAAGUCCAGUGAGUUUUACACAUUUACUGUUUUUAUCCAGCUGAAGAUUUGUCAUUUUCUGAUCAAACGUUGAUUCUUCUCUCAUUGAGGGCUUCAUAUCCAACUAGAAAAUGUACAAAGGAGGUUUGUGCCAUUAGAAGAAUUUUGUUUUUUACUUCAAAAACUAUUGCUGAGUUCAUUCAGUCAUAAACCUGCUGCGUAACAGAGCCUGUUUUAGUGUAGCUUAUAUUAAAAUGCUGGAUUUUAUGAACAGCUUCUGGGUGAAACUCUCCAGUUUUUGUCAUUUAAAAACUGAAGUGAAUUGACCAGAUUGAUUUAUUAUGAGUUGUUUUCAUUGGGAGAUGCUACGUAUUCACCUGUGAUGUUAUAAAACGGCCAUCCAGGGCGUCAGAUGCCUUCAUGUUUAUUUUUUUACCUCAUACCUGCUGUACAUUAAGGCCUCCUCAACUUUAUGCUGUCCAAAUGUACGAACAUCCGGAUGGUUUGCUCUCUUGUUUUCCUUCCAUGUGUGCAGUGCUUCAUCUUAAAAUGUGCCUCUAUAAUGUUAAAAAAAAAAAAAAAAAAAAAAUGCAGAAACAUGAUCAAUAUUUACCUUCUGAAACACCCAUAAGAGAAAAGAGAAAAUCUAUAUGUUGUAAGACAGGGGAGUCAAACUGAUCUUAGUCCAGGUUCCACAUUCAGCCCAGUUUGAUCUCAAAUGACCAAUAAAAUCACAAGAUAAUAACCUGUAAAUAACCACAACUCCUAAUGUUUCCCUUGAUUUUAGUGCAAAAAAUGUUCUGAAAAUGUUCACAUUUAAGGAAUUAUCUUUUUGCAAAACAUCAUGAACAAACUGAAAUUUCUGAAGAAAAAUUUCAUCAACAUUCAGUCUCAGUUUAUCAUUUCCACAUUACAACUUCCAGACCACAGUGUCAACAAAAGGAACACAACAUUUAGUCAGAGCUAUCUGGAACUGAACCACAGAGGAUUCAUUGGAGGAUCAAAACGACAAAAGUCAGACAAAAAGCAACAAAAACAAGACAAAAUAUUACAAAAAUGAGAAACAAAAUGAGACAAACGAUAUGAAAGAAAACAAAAAAAGAGACAAAAUAUUUGGCAAAAAACUUUUAAGUGACAAGGACACAAGUGAGACAAAAAGACCCAAAAUGACAAAAGUGAGAAACAAAAUGACAAAAACUGAGACAAACAACACAACACAAAACAAAAAAAGAGACAAAAAAGUUAAAAGCAACAAAAAAUGGACAAAAAAGAAACACAAAAUGACAAAAACAAGAAAAAAAUGUCAAAAACAUGAGACAAACGACAAAAGUCAGACAAAAAACAACAAAAACAAGACAAAAUAUUACAAAAAUUAGACAAAAAAUGUCAAAAGCGAGAAACAAAAUGAGACAAACGACACAAAACAAAAGAAGAAAGAGACAAAAUAUUUGGCAAAAAACUUGUAAAGCAACAAGGACACAAGCGAGACAAAAAACGACAAAAAUGAGAAACAAAACAACAAAAUUCAGACAAAAAAGCAGCAAAAACAAGACAAAAUAUUACAAAAAUUAGUCAAAAAAUGUCAAAAGCAAGAAACAAAAUGAGACAAACGACACAAGAGACAAAAUAUUUGGCAAAAAACUUGUAAAGCGAUGACACAAGCGAGACAAAAAAUGACAAAAAUGAGAAACAAAACAACAAAAGUCAGACCAAAAAAACACAAAAACAAGACAAAAUAGGACAAAAAUGAGACACAAAACAACAAAAGAACAAUGAGCAAUCUAGUAUUUUACUUUAUGAUCAAAACAACUCAUGGUCAUGGUCUAGAAAUUAUUUUAAAUUUACAGUUUUAUAAAUUUAUAAUCUGCAGUUAAUGUCUUUGUAAUUUUCAGUCUUUACAAAGUCGGGCCGGAUUGGACCCUCUGGAGGGCCGCUUUUGGUCCACAGGCCGCAUGUUUGACACCCCUGUUGUAAGAUAUCUGUAAAUGAGCAAUUGCUGUUUAUUCUGUGGCCAAAUUUAAUGCAUCUGCUUUGAAUUUAAAUCAUAUUUUGUCUACAUAUUACAACUCAUGUAUGAGAUAAGUGUAAUUCUAACCAACUGUAGGCAAAAACAUGCGAUCAUUUUGUAUAAAACCUGCAUCAAAGUGGCAAUAAUCAGGACAAAAUACACAAAUAUCGCAUGUAUGUUUUCUUACUGUUUCUGCUAUUCUUAAAGAUUUUUUCAUGUGGGAGCAGCUCAGAUGGAGAAAACGCAACAAUAUUAAGAAUCACAGCUGAGAUUUCAGAUGAAUAAAUGUGAUGUAGCUGCAGGUGGAGUGGAUUCAGAUCGUAAUUUUGCUCAUUUUAGCAAAUCUUUGCCUUUUUUUAAAAUGUGAAACUUCGUCAGAUUCUCAUGUUUAAGAGAAGUUUCUCAGAUGUGUUAAUUUGCUAAUUUUUGCUGUUCAACUGAUUUUUUUCAUGUCUUCCAUCUGUUUACUAUAGCAGGAGGCCAGAGGAGGAAGAUUUUUUAUUUUUGUAAAAAAAAAAACUUUCAAUUCAGUUCAAUUCAAUUCAAUUCAAUUCAAUUCAAUUCAAUUCAAUUCAAUUCAAUUCAAUUCAAUUCAAUUCAAUUCAAUUCAAUUCAAUUCAAUUCAAUUCAAUUCAAUUCAAUUCAAUUCAAUUCAAUUCAAUUCAAUUU